AUGCAGAUCAGCCCUCAACUACUCAAUGGCUGUUUUCACGAAGCUGAUCGUGCCGACUUGGUCGGCUUCAACCUUCAAGGCCUGCGAGAUUCUCUUCCGGAGAAACUUCAACCCCACCUUAACGGGAUCAUUGAAGAAAUCUACAAUACGAGCCGAUCACUCCGGGAUCUCGCGGAACAGGCACAGAUACAUCUCUCUCAGUUGCCGGCUGUUUUCGAUUACCUCAAUGUCAUCCUACCAUGUCUCUGCAAGACGCUCCGGGAUAUCAUGACGUUCUAUGAGGAUAAGUCGAUGAAUAGGGAACAUCGUUGGAGAACGAUGUACCAUAAGUUGGGGAAUGAACUCCCCGGUACGACAUUGCCAGCUAGAUUUAUCAUGUACAACCAGUUCCUGAGACUGCUUCAAGACCUUAUGACGAGGUCCCCGAACUUUGACUUGAAUGCAAUGGAGGUUCUACGAAUCCGCAUCCUUCAGCUGCGUGAAGCCAGGAAGAUCCCUCCUCCGAAUCCGAUUAGAACCGAUCUCAUAAGACGAGACGAGGCUUUGGAUUUCUGGAGCCAGGAGACUCAGAAUUCACAUUGGGCCGAGGCAAUCUUUACUCAACCCCUGCCGUCUCGGAGGGAAUUCAAGACCCAAAGACACUCAGAUGCGUUCGGCCCCUUUCAGAAGUUGGGCCAUCUCCCGCCAGUUCCACGAGAUGUCAAGAUACUAGUCAAAAGGUCGUUUGAUAGUGAUCGCAUCUCGGUUAUCUUCUUCCUGCAACUGAGAAACCAGGCACCGUCCCUAUUAAUUCGCUCGAAAGUCGCCAGCCAGAACUGGGUUUCGAUGCUCGGCGUGCAUGAGCUGUCUAUCGGACGAGAUAGAAAUUCCGUGUUACACCUGUCUAGAUGGAGUACGGAAGAACGAUGCAUCAAACCCUGGGCAGACUUGUCUUUUUUGACUUGGGAAGAAAUGGUGCUGUUCUACUGCACAUUCUUGUGUCUGAGGGUUCGCAGCCAGCUCACGUUCAAAGUAAACCCUACCGAGUUCCACCUCCGUAAGGAAAAACGCCUAUUCCAAGCACAAAUCAUCGAUGACGGAUAUCGCCACGUUCUUAUGGUGUUCGAGGAUACUGUCACCGGUGGUUGCCGUCUUCACGCGGCCGUAUGGGAAGGCAAACUGCGAGCAUGUCCCAUCUGGACGGCGUUUAUUCCUCCAAACGUGUCGUCGUCCUGGCUCCUCCGCAAGUCCAAGAAGUGCAUCUGGCUGCGCGAAAUCCAGCCGUACGUGUUCUGCGAUACAUACCGGCCGAUAAACCAGCGCAGGGGCAAGUUCAGCGCUUACGAGCUGCAUUUCGCACAUAGCGAAGCUGCCACUCGGUUCCAAGAGCUAUUCACAUCGUCUCCCGAGACAUCGGCCGCCUCUAUCCCCGAUUCACCUCUGGAUGAGGCCGGUACGUCUAAUAGUUAG
Annulohypoxylon maeteangense is the source of this 1449-nucleotide messenger RNA. RefSeq lists its product as uncharacterized. Bases 1 to 1449 code for a protein of 482 amino acids. The record is from RefSeq and is a predicted model, not a curated record. NCBI's taxonomy places the organism in Eukaryota, Fungi, Ascomycota, Sordariomycetes, Xylariales, Hypoxylaceae. The transcript has 10 exons.